Molecule: messenger RNA, 989 nt
Organism: Limulus polyphemus (Atlantic horseshoe crab)
Lineage: Eukaryota; Metazoa; Arthropoda; Merostomata; Xiphosura; Limulidae
Product: peptidyl-prolyl cis-trans isomerase B-like
Exons: 5
Coding region: 161-826 (221 amino acids)
Biological process (GO): protein peptidyl-prolyl isomerization; protein folding
Cellular component (GO): intracellular membrane-bounded organelle
Molecular function (GO): peptidyl-prolyl cis-trans isomerase activity
Source: RefSeq, a predicted model, not a curated record
AAGGGUUUCAUUACGUAUUUUCUUUCCAUAUAUUUAAAACAAGCUACCACGUUGCUUAAUACUACUAGCAGGUCAAAAUACUUCAAGCUGAGCAUAUUCACUCAGUUUUGGAUAGUUAAAUACCGUAACAAUUUAACAGAACAUUAGCAUUUAAAAAGAAAUGAAGCAUUACUCCUUGCAAUUAGUGGCCUUUUUUAUGUUUAUAACCACUUUAUCAUCUAUUGGGUUAGCGACGACAGAAAAGAAACCAAAAGGACCUAAAGUUACCGACAUAGUAUAUUUUGAUAUAACAAUUGGUGGAGAACCUAAAGGUAGAAUAGAAAUCGGUCUCUUUGGAAAAACUGUUCCCAAGACAGUGAAAAACUUUGUUGAAACUGCAACAAAACAUUCAACUGAGAAAAGUGAAGAUGGCAAGUUAGUUGGAUAUAAAGGAAGCAUCUUUCAUCGAGUGAUCAAUGACUUCAUGAUCCAAGGAGGAGACUUUACAAACGGAGAUGGUACAGGAGGACGAAGUAUUUAUGGAGAGAGGUUCCCUGAUGAAAAUUUCAAACUGAAACAUUAUGGUGCUGGGUGGUUGUCCAUGGCCAAUGCUGGGAAAGAUACGAAUGGUUCUCAGUUUUUCAUUACCUGUAAGAAAACUUCCUGGUUAGAUGGGAAGCAUGUUGUGUUUGGAAAAGUCAUUAAAGGAAUGAGCGUUGUGCGGAAAAUUGAAUCAACGAAAACAGACAGCAGAGAUAAGCCAGUCAAAGAUGUGGUUAUUGCAGAUUCCGGUACUAUUCCAGUAGAAACACCAUAUUCCGUAGAAAAGGCUGAUGCCAUUGAAUAAACAAUGAAAACCUUUGUUUACCUUUAUAUGAUAUUUAUAUAUAUAUUGAGUUUUUCCAGAAGUUAUCUACAAUAAAGUUUUCAUUUUAUUCUGGAUUUAUACAGUGACACAAAAACCUUUUUUGUAUAUUCCGGUACUUCAGAAUUAAAAAAUUAACUCCAAA